Molecule: messenger RNA, 735 nt
Organism: Morchella importuna
Lineage: Eukaryota; Fungi; Ascomycota; Pezizomycetes; Pezizales; Morchellaceae
Exons: 2
Coding region: 1-735 (244 amino acids)
Biological process (GO): vacuolar proton-transporting V-type ATPase complex assembly
Cellular component (GO): endomembrane system
Source: RefSeq, a predicted model, not a curated record
AUGGUCCAGAUAACGCUCCCCGCGCACCUCACGGCUGCCAUAAGCCUCUACAACAGCCUCCCAACCACUACAGAUCCCAUAAACACUACCACACCCUCCAUAGACCACCACACCAUCCACCGCAUCUCGAGAGCCCUCACACGCGCCCACAAUGUCGACACCUAUAGGUUCAGCGCCCUCCUAAAGGGCUGCUCAGUCUACACACUUCCAAAGCCGCCGAAACCAGUACCUACUCCCGAAUACACAGCGCUCAUGGGGCGCCUGCGCGCCGAAGAGGAAGCUCGCGCCUACGCGGCAUUGACUCGACAGCCGCACACCAGUGCCGACGACGAAGACGGGGAGUAUACGAUCAAUGACCUGAAGUCGCACCUAAGCAUUAUCGCCAACAUCCUACUAUCCGUCGUGGCGACGUCCGUGGCAGUGUGGAUGGUUGCCAAUAGCUGGGAUGUACCCGAAAGACUGGCGCUCGCGAUGACUUGUUCGCUGGUUGUUGCGAUUGCAGAGGUUGUUGUGUUUGGUGGGUAUGUGAGGAGAAUUGAAGAGAGUCGAAGUGAAGAGAAGAAGAGAUGUGAGGUGAAAGAGGUUGUGAAGAGCUGGGAGAUCAAGGAAGGUGUGGUUGAUAGGGGGAUAAGUGAGGUAGGUGCGAUAAUGGGCUUAGGGGGGAAGAAGGGCAGCGUGGUGACUACGGGGAAAGAUAAAGUGGGUAAGCAGGGAGUGAGAAAGAGAAAAGGUUAG